This is a messenger RNA of Acanthosepion pharaonis, 1974 nucleotides long. The record is from the annotation of a GenBank genome assembly. NCBI's taxonomy places the organism in Eukaryota, Metazoa, Mollusca, Cephalopoda, Sepiida, Sepiidae.
AUGUGUUUCUUUUUCCUUUCCACUCUCUCCAUCUCUCUCUUUCUCUCUCUCUCUCUGCCACUUUCUGUGUAUGUGUUUCUUUUUCUUUCCACUGUCUCUCUCUCUCCCGCUUUCUAUAUGUGCGUGUGUUUCUUUCUUUUCUUUCCUCUCCCUUUAUCUCUUUCUCUCUACUUCUUUGCGUGUUUUCUUUUACAUUCCCCUCUCCAUGAACCUUUUCUAUCUAUCUCUUUCUACGUUCGUGUGUGUGUGUUUCUUUUUUCUUUCCUUUCUUUUCAUCUCUUUUUUUCUGCCUCUUUCUACGUGUGUGUUUCUUUUUUUUCUCUUCAUCUCUUUCUAUCUGCCCCUUUUUUAAACGUGCGUGUACGUGUUUCUUUUUUCUUUCCCUUCUCUUCUUCUCUUUCUCUCUGCCUCUUUCUAAGUGUAUGUUUCUUUUUUUCUCUUCAUCUCUUUCUCUCUGCCUCUUCCUACGUGCGUGUUUCUUUUUUUCUUUCCUAUCUUUUCAUCUUUUUCUUUCUGCCUCUUUCUACGCAUGUGUUUCUUUUUUUCUCUUCAUCUCUUUCUCUCUGCCCCUUUCUACGUGCGUGUAUGUGUUUCUUUUUUCUUUCCUUUCUAUUCUUCUCUUUCUUUCUGCCUCUAUCUACGUGUGUGUUUCUUUUUUUCUCUUCAUCUCUUUCUCUCUGCCCCUUUCUACGUGCGUGUAUGUGUUUCUUUUUUCUUUCCUUUCUAUUCUUCUCUUUCUUUCUGCCUCUUUCUACGUGUGUGUUUCUUUUUUUCUCUUCAUCUCUUUCUCUCUGCCCCUUUCUACGUGCGUGUAUGUGUUUCUUUUUUCUUUCCUUUCUUUUCAUCUCUUUCUCUCUGCCUCUUUCUACGCAUGUGUUUCUUUUUUUUCUCUUCAUCUCUUUCUCUCUGCCCCUUUCUACGUGCGUGUAUGUGUUUCUUUUUUCUUUCCUUUCUUUUCAUCUCUUUCUCUCUCCCUCUUUCUACGCAUGUGUUUCUUUUUUUUCUCUUCAUCUCUUUCUCUCUGCCCCUUUCUACGUGCGUGUAUGUGUUUCUUUUUUCUUUCCUUUCUAUUCUUCUCUUUCUUUCUGCCUCUUUCUACGUGUGUGUUUCUUUUUUUUCUCUUCAUCUCUUUCUCUCUGCCCCUUUCUACGUGCGUGUAUGUGUUUUUUUUCUUUCCUUUCUUUUCAUCUCUUUCUCUCUCCCUCUUUCUACGCAUGUGUUUCUUUUUUUCUCUUCAUCUCUUUCUCUCUGCCCCUUUCUACGUGCGUGUAUGUGUUUCUUUUUUCUUUCCUUUCUAUUCUUCUCUUUCUUUCUGCCUCUUUCUACGUGUGUGUUUCUUUUUUUUCUCUUCAUCUCUUUCUCUCUGCCCCUUUCUACGUGCGUUUAUGUGUUUCUUUUUUCUUUCCUUUAUCUUCUCUUUCUCUCUGCCUCUUCCUACGUGCGUGUUUCUUUUUUCUUUCCUUUCUUUUCAUCUCUUUCUUUCUGCCUCUUUCUACGUGUGUGUUUCUUUUUUUCUCUUCAUCUCUUUCUCUCUGCCCCUUUCUACGUGCGUUUAUGUGUUUCUUUUUUCUUUCCUUUAUCUUCUCUUUCUCUCUGCCUCUUCCUACGUGCGUGUUUCUUUUUUCUUUCCUUUCUCUUCAUCUCUUUCUCUCUGCCCCUUUCUACGUGCAUGUAUGUGUUUCUUUUUUUCUUUCCCCUCUCUCUUAUUUUUUCUAUGCUAACAACAAAGGGCUGAGUAUGGAUACAAUGUUGUCCGACAGGCAAUUUCAGGAUCUGCGGGAGCAGCUUGCCUUGCAUAAAGAAGACACAAGAGAUUUAAUAGAACAAUUCUACCAAGAAAAAUUGGAUGAACAGGUUCGGGUCUUUUCAGAUUUCGUUAUAUUAAUAUCUUAUCGUUUUUCUUUCCCCUAUCUUCACAACUUUCCCUCUAUCUCUUUCUACGAACGUGUUUCAUUUUUCUUUCCUGGCUCAUGA